Molecule: messenger RNA, 819 nt
Organism: Sodiomyces alkalinus F11
Lineage: Eukaryota; Fungi; Ascomycota; Sordariomycetes; Glomerellales; Plectosphaerellaceae
Exons: 2
Coding region: 1-375 (124 amino acids)
Source: RefSeq, a predicted model, not a curated record
AUGGUCCUCCCACUCUCGGACAAUUCUUCCUCUUCAUGUCAGCCGGCCUCUGCGUCAGCUGCUUCUACUCAACCCUCCGCAGCCGCAGCCAACCCCACCCAGGCCGGCCAACCCACCGGGGCUGGCGUAAAUACCGGCGCCGGCACUACCCGGCCCAAGACGCAGGCCGAAAUCGAGGCAGACCGUCUUUACGAAGAAAACAUGGAGGACGAGUACGCCAAGCGGGAAGGAGCGACCAGCGACCAGCGACCAGCGACCAGCGACCAGCGACCAGCGACCAGCGACCAGCUGCUUUCCUCUCUUCUAAAUAUCAUGCUUCUUAGGACGGGUUGCGUCGAGACGCCGGCUACUGUUUGCUACAUUGAUACUCCAUAAUCUUUAAAGAUAUUGCGGCACCAUGACACCUAGGUCUGUCGCCUCAAAUUGCCUACGUGUCCCUCUUAUCCUCUCUCUCACACACUCUCUCCUUUCCCUCCUUCCCUUACCCUGUGUGUCUAUGCCGGCCUGGACCCCUGCCAUACACGAAUUGGGUGAGCCUCCGUGUUAUACACCCAUCCGUUUCCCUUAUCCGCCUGUACAUGCACUUCGAGCUCCGCGUCGGCCUGGAUUAGAUAGCUGUACUUCAGAGUCUCGGCCAAGAAAUAACUCUCCUGAAAGUCCCAAAAGCGCCCUCCGCGCGGCUCGUUGACGUCCGUGAUGGCCGAGAACCCGCUACCGAUGCUGCACGUCUUGUUGAUGGCUAGGAACGCCUCCCACGCCCAUUCCUGGUAUUUGGGGUCGCCCGUCGCGCGGUAGGCGUAAUAGUAGCUUUCGAUCACC